CCUGUUUACAUCCGCCGGCGCUUCCGUCCCGCCGGCGGUGCUCCUGCCCCUCCGGCCCGCUGCGGCUGCUCCUCGCUGUCCGUGUCAAUGCGCCGCCGCCGCGCAGCGGCCUGCCCCGGCCAUGGACACCAGCGACCUGUUCACCAGCUGCAAGAAGGGGGAUGUCAGCCGCGUGCGAUACCUUCUUGAGCAGCGAGAUGUGGAAAUUAAUGUCCGUGAUAAGUGGGACAGUACACCUCUGUAUUAUGCUUGCCUCUGUGGACAUGAGGAGCUUGUGCGUUAUCUUCUAGCCAACGGAGCAAAAUGUGAGGCAAACACUUUUGAUGGGGAACGUUGUUUGUAUGGAGCUUUGAGUGAUGCCAUCCGACGUCUGCUGAAGGAGUACAAACAGAUCACAGCACAGUGCAUGAAGAGAGAUUACUACGAUGUCUUCCUGCAGCGAUUGCUGGAGCAGGGCUACCAAAGCGACAUGGUUUUCAUCGUUCACGGCAAGUCCUUCUGUGCCCACCGCUGCAUUCUCAGUGCUCGCAGCGCCUACUUUGCAGAAAUGUUUGAGACCAAAUGGAAGGGGAAGAACAUGAUAGUCUUGAAACAUCCACUGAUUAAUCCAGCAGCCUUUGGCUCUCUUCUUCAGUAUCUAUACACAGGUCGUCUUGAUAUCGAUGUAGAAUAUGUACAUGAUUGCAAGAGGUUAGCCAAGCAGUGUCGGCUGCAGGACCUCAUAGAUGAUUUGGAGACCAAAUGUAAAAAAGUGUAUGAAUUUGUCUCUUCCAAGCCAGGGACCUGUGUGAAAGUGCUGACGAUUGAGCCCUCGGGUAACUGCCGGCUGCAGGAGGAUUUGGCUCUGCUAGCAGACUGCGCCCUGCCGGCCGAACUGCGGGUUGGUUUUGGGGAGCUGCCAUUUGACAGCACUGACAACUUUGACAGUUGUCCUGAUGUGUGUUUCCGGGUGGCGGAUUACAACUUUUUGUGCCAUAAGGCAUUUUUCUGUGGUCGCAGUGAUUAUUUCAAAGCCCUUCUUGAAGACCAUUUCAGUGAGAGCGAGGAGCUGCAGACGCAGCCCAGCAUCCCUGUGGUGACUCUCCACAACAUCUCGGAAGACAUCUUCAUCCGGGUCCUCUACUACAUCUACAGUGAUGACACAGAGCUGUCCCCAGAGAAUGCCUAUGACGUACUGUGUGUGGCAGACAUGUACCUGCUGCCCGGGCUGAAGCGCCUUUGUGGCAGGACCUUGGCUCAGAUCCUUGAUGAGGACAACAUUGUCAGCAUCUGGAGGAUUGCAAAGCUGUUCCAGCUGACCCGUUUGGAGGACCAGUGCACGGAAUACAUGGCAAAGAUCAUUGAGAAGCUGGUGGAGUUGGAGGAGUUUGUGGCUGCUGUGAAGGAGAACGCAGACGCUGUGGAGGAACGGCAGGAGACUGACUCCAUUCCUCUGGUGGAUGACAUCCGCUUCCACAUCACCAGCAACGUGCAGACUUACAGUGCCAUCGAGGAAGCCAAUCAGAAACUUGAAGCUCUGGAAAACCUCUUGGCCAGUAUAGGGCUUGAGUGCUGAUGCGUGCAAACCCUGCCUGUCCUAUGCAGCCUGCGUAGCCCCCCUGGUUUGGCUUGGAGUGCAAGAACUUCUGAGUCUCUGAGUGUCUCUCUUCCCCUUCUUUGUCUUCUUUCCCAUCCACUUUCAGGCAUGGUGUAUUUUUAAUUUAUUUGUCUAGACAUUUGCAUGUCUGGUUUGCAUUUGGUUUUAUUUCUCCUUUUGGAAGCAGCUUCCAAAGCUGAAUCUGAAUCAGUAGCUGCUCCUUUGCAUAAUGCAACGUGGAUAGGAGACUGGUAGCUGUUGGGGGUGGUAAGAGGUAGACAUGCUACUGCCUGGUAUUAGUUUUGUUGCCCAACAUCAUGCUUCUGAAACUAGCUUGUGCCAGGAUGUUUGUUUAAUUGCCACCAGCAGGGGAAGAAAACGACAUUAAUUUCUCAACUAUAUUGGAGAGGAGGUGGCCUUUCUUUCACUGUCAGGAUUAGAAGAUGGGCAGUGCUUCCCAAAUAGGGACAUAGGAACCAUACUUGGCUAUGUGACAUAGGGGUACUUGGCUGCGUGGAAGGCACUCUUUGCUGUUCUAGUGCUUAGAUGAAAAAAAUAAGUGAUUCCCAGAUCUUCCCUAGCUUUUCUUUGCUCAGAUUUUAAAAGCUUUGCUUUCUGAACAAACAUCUUUGGCGAUGCAGUAGAAACUAGAAUCUUUCUGUUCAUAGAAAGCAGUGGCUUUCAGUGAAGUAAAAGAAAAAGUACCACUCCUUUUUCUCCUAGCCAGGGAAUGAAAUACUUUCUUCUUGGAAACAGCACUUCUCCCUUUCUUUUUGUCUAUUGUGGUAGAGUAAAACUGACUCAGAUAAGAGGGGUCACAGGAAAAUUUUCUUUUUAGAAGGAAAAAGGGCCUUUUGGGUCUCUUGCAGGGCAGCUGUCCCACUCAUCAACCUUCUGAUUUUGCUCAGCCUUGAGCCUCGUAGCGUCAUUGUUCUCCAGGAAAUUCACUGUUUGUACUAUCACAUGUUUUUGAAUGUGUGUUCUGCAGUAGGUCCCGUUAUCUGCUGUUGUAUCCCUAGACUCCUAAUGAGGGUAAUGAUGUUUUCUCCUUGGCACUAAGCAGCAGCUGAUAACCCUGCAUAAAGCUUGCCUUGCUAAACAGGCUGUCCUCGGAGCUAUUCACCUCUGCAGUGGAACGAGACCCUCGGGUCUCCAAGGUGUAGACCAGGCACUCUCUGUCAUGCUGUGAGCUGGGAGGCACAAGAGGCAUUGUGUGAAUCACUUAGGAGAUCUUGCACUGGCAGUGGGCUGGGUAUUGUCAUUUUGGUCACGUUGAGGCCAGAACUGACAUAAUCCAUGUCCGGUGUGCUCUUACUGCUCGAGAUGUGAACUGCAGCAAAAUGCCUCCAACGGCCUGGUGCACUGGGUAUACGUACACUGGGCUGGAGCAGAGGGAAGGUGGGAAGCCAAAGCAGUGGUUAACGUAUGUAUCACAUAGAAGAGAUACCAGUGCUUCCCUGGCUUGCAAGCGUGGGAUCGGCGCAGGAGCAGUUCCAGGGUGCCUGGCGCAGGAGCACUCCCUGCGCGGAGCAGCGGCGGGAGGGCACGGCCGCGCCAUGGGGUCGGCUGCGGCCGCAGGCGGCGCCAAGCGGGGGCGCGGGGCAGGCGGCGCGGGGCGCAGCGCGGGCAGGGAGCGGCGCAGCAGCCCCUGGUGCCCCCGCGCUGCGCGCAGUGCCGUGUGCACACCUGCCCCUCAGUGGCGCAGCUUGAGGCGGGCGGGAGCGGGAACGGCAUCCCCAGGCCGUGUGCGAGUGCUUUUCUCGGCGGCACCUCACCUGCUAGAGCAAAGGGGCAGUGGGCAAAGCAGGAGCAAGGCAGAGAAGGAGCUGCAGUGCUGGGAAGUGUUUUUCGUGUGGCUGCCCUUGAGAAAUUCCGUUUCGGUGUCCUCACGUGUGGAGCAGCCGAGGCUGCGGUUAUGUACGUGGAAGGAAAGGUCACUGCAGCCUUUUGGGCUCAAUGGAUGUGACCAGUGUCAGAUUGUCCAGCUCCUUGGGUUCCUUUAACCACCACCUCUUGACAAAAUAGGGCUAUCCAAAAGCAUGCAUAAGCUGAUGGUCAGCAUGCAGGCAAGCUCUCCAGAUUGAAACUUAGGUUUGAAAUCACUUUGUUCUUGCUGCAAAUCGUUUUAUUGCAAAAUAAAGAAGAGUUUGAUUUUUCCUCUGUUGCCAGUGUCCUUUUUGUGUUCUGUUGCCCCUGUCCUCUUUCAGUACUACUUGCUGAAUUGAGAAGACUGUAAAAUUUCCCAGAACAACAUUUAUUUAAGAAGAACUGUGUAAGCAUGUAUGCAGCAAUAAAAUAGUCUAUUUCACUAGA
Molecule: messenger RNA, 3889 nt
Organism: Pogoniulus pusillus (Red-fronted tinkerbird)
Lineage: Eukaryota; Metazoa; Chordata; Aves; Piciformes; Lybiidae
Gene: ABTB1
Product: ankyrin repeat and BTB domain containing 1
Exons: 12
Coding region: 122-1555 (477 amino acids)
Cellular component (GO): ubiquitin ligase complex; cytoplasm
Molecular function (GO): protein binding
Source: RefSeq, a predicted model, not a curated record